UCGCACGAGCGCUCCUUCCUCGAUAACAACAUCCUUACACCUAAUGUACAAUUAUGCAUCUCUACAUACAGGGUAUAAUGGGUCACCUAUAUAUUGACACUUUGAGCCCGUUCUAGCCCGCGCUAUCACUGUUAUCAAUGGCGCUACGCUAGUACCAAACACCGAGCAGAUUUUGACCGCGCGGUGAUAUAGCCGAACUGCAGGAGUCACCUCAUUUAUUAUAACACUUGGACACCGAGAGGUGUGCAGCGAUACCGAAAUACCCAAUAUUGCAUUAAGCAUUGUUUAUUGAAGAACAUUUUAGAACUUUGGAACUACGGUACUGUUAUAUGGUUUAAGCCAAAUAACAGAAAUCAAAGUUUUGUAUUUGUACAAUGUCCGGACUCCAGAAGUCGGGCUAUCUUCAAGUGAAACAGCCAUCAAAUAUAAAAGGACGAAAGUUGAAGGCAUGGAAAACAAAAUGGGCAAUUUUGCACAAAAUGAGCAACAUUUCCGAAGGAACGUUUGCGGCCAAACUAGACCUUUAUCCUGACGAAAGCUCUGUGAACAAAUCAUUACCGGACAAACUCACCUACAUAUUUGAAAAUGUCACCUGCAUCCAAUCUGCAAAUUCGAAGACCCAUAAAUGUGCAUUUGAGAUUGUGGAGAAAUAUCCAGUAAUAUGUCUUGCAUCCCUGAUUGACGAAGAAACAUUGGAAUGGGCCAAAGCAUUCCAGUACAUUUUUUGGCCUCCACCCGGUCCAGAUGGCAAAGACUUGUUCCAAGUCAUCAUUGAAGAGAACGAGGACUCCAGAAAGUACUCACUUAGCGGUGAAUACUGGAUGAUCCUUUCGCCACAGGAAUUAAAAAUCAAGGCGAUGUCAAAGGCUCAAAUGUUGUCUUGGAAACUCAGCAAUUUGAAAAGGUUCAACCUUGAUCAACGCAACUCCAAAAUACUUAUCAUCGAAUCUGGAGCGAAAUCAGACUUUGGCGAGGCAAGAUUUAUGUUCCGGUCAAGCAACGUCCUCGAUAUAUUCCAAUGCAUUCGUAAAAACAUAGCACGUGCUGUGGAAGAGAGACACAGGAAGUUGUCCGUAGGAUCUUUAGAAGGGCGCGGGAGGACGUCGUCAGCUUCCAAUAGUGAGAAGCGAUAUAGAAUGCUUUUAGAGAGAAGCAGAGAAGAUCUGAAUGCGUCCAGUGACUCUAUCGAUAGCUUCAGUGGAAAAUCAGAUAGCACCAGAUUGAGGACUAAAAGUGAAGACAGUCUGCAAGAUCAGGUGUCGCGUGAAAUUUCCCCUCCACCUAAACCUCCACGCUUGCCUACUUAAAUUGGAGAUACAGAUGACAAUCAAAUGUCAAAUUGUUAUGACGAACUUUCCCUCCCUUCAACAUCGAAAGUUGACGCUAAGAAAGAAUCGCCUCAAAUUGUUUCCACUGAAGUCAUUCACGAUAAGGAAAAUCAGCGGUUUGUAGAAGUGAACCAUGACAAUUAUGGUUACAGUCACGUCCAUUGUCAGAUGCCGCAAGAUUCCAGGACCAAUAUCGUACGUUCAGUGUCAGGAUAUGAUGAUGUAGAUUUAAGCCCGACUUCGGAGAAAAAUAAGGUUAUUCCGAAUAGUUUAGAUCGAAGUCCGGACCUUCGGUCUGGUUCUGUCAAAUCCAAUGACUCCGGUUUUGUAGCAUUCCCACAUACUGAUAAUUCGGAUUCUGUGGCACGACCAACGGUCAGUGGCUUAAAGGCUGAUCACAGAAACAACAGUUCGUUUGAUAGUGCAAUAUCUACGUCAUCUUGCGUCGAGUCUAUCAGUGCCGCGGUCAAUGACGUGCUCAUCGUUACUGAACUAUCGACAGGCAACAAAACUUAUGACAACAUCGAUUCCGCUGUCCCUGUGGAUCACAGUGAAAUUUAUAGUGACAUACAUUCUCAUUCUAAACAUGAUAAUCACGUAAACGAUGAAACGGAGACUCAGUACGAGGAUCUUGAAAAAUACAGAAAAGAUCUGAGUAAAUUUCUUGGUAUGGAUCCUCGAGUAAAUCCGAAAGAUGUGCCACCUUCUUUACCAGACAGGCCAACAUCUUUACCAAUUCGUCGGAAAGAGUUCAAGAAAAAGACCAAAAAGACAAAAUCUGGUAGCAGAAAAGUAAAAUUUUCUCGAUUUUUAAAAGAACGGAAUGCAACCCAUAGGCGAACUGCAUCUGUAACGUCAACAUCGUCCUCGUCAUCCGUGUCUGAUGGCGAAGACGAAACAUCUAUACCGAAGAUACCGUCAUUCCAAAUGUUAAAGCACAUGCAGAAAAACACUCUUUAUGAGCAGACUGAUGUUAAACACGAUCAAACGAAAGAAUUGACCGAUUCCACAUCAAACAGCCAAGAUAAUAUCUGCCGCAGACAUUCAUCAGAUUCUGUGCUUAUUGGAGCGUCUAAGCGUCGUGCUGCUACUGCAAACAGUGCAGAUUAUGCUGUGGUACAAAAUGAACCAAAGAAGACAGUGUCAUUUGACUUAUUAACGGGAGAGCUUUUGGACGAUUCUGUCGUUACUACUAGCAAUGAUACAUUGUUACAGACAUACUGUCGCCCACUUCACCAGAGACUCGUAGUUUUCCUCCUGCUGUCGAAAUGUUAGUUGCCAUUGAUCUGCCAGAGAACAAAUCGCAUGAGGUAAUAAUUGACAGCGCGAAAGGAACGCAAGAUCAGCUGAUUUUUCGUGCGAAGCCUGACGGUAAUUUCGUGUGGGAUCCCUUUCCAAAUAUGACAAAAUAUGACCGUCCACUGAUAGACUUUGACAGUAACCAAGACUUGAGUAAUUCCUCGGAGACCAAAUCAAAUUUGUCGCCAAUAACAUUAGAUACAACUUGUUAUGAACUUAUGACAUCUCCCAACGAAGGUUCUCACAAUGUCGAUUCACUCGAUUUAUCGAGUAACAAAUCAGUGAAUAGUCCAGUUUCUACAUCAACGCCAAACUCUAAGUUCGUCGACAACAUGGACCCAUUCAGCAUUUUCAGUCAGGAUACUUCGGCGGAAAAUUUAGUUCAAAGCAGAACUGAUUCUUUUGAAGCUGUUGCUGAUGCCACAAGUGUUCCAAGUCAGCCAAAUGACGUCAACGAGGAACCUACAUACAUGGACAUGUCCAGGGCCACACCUCCGAUUGAGGACGAAUAUGUAGCUCCUUCAAUGGUGUGACGUCCACAAAUCAAUGACAUGCAAUCAACAAUUGCAUGAUAGACACGUUUAAAGAUUUAUGAAUUUUAGAAAACUACCUGGACACCAUACUAAAUAAAUACUAAAUGUAUCAAUUUAGGUGAGGAAUUCGCGUACAAAGUCCACAGUGAUUUGACGCAUCUUUUCAAAAUUUCAAAAUGUUGAAAUCUUGUAACCCUUAUACAAACAUGUACAUGUUGACAUUUUACUCAUAUGGAAGUAUGUGAUAUAUCUUAAAUGCAAAUUAUAUCUCAAUGUCAUAAUAAUACCUUGCUAUAUAUUAUCAUUUUGCUUCGAUAUAAAUUGUUAUGAUGUCUAACAUUUUGUUUUAUAUUGUAUAUAACAAAUGGUUAAAAUCUAUCUUUAAAAUAAUAAUCUGUACGGUAUUGGUAUUUUGUAAAUACACAUAUCAAUUCAGAAUGAUUAAUCUUAACCUAAAUUUGUUUUUAUUUUAAAACAAAUAUAUUCCCAAAAUGAUCACUAUCAAAUAAUUGUUGUUUACUUAAUCACCUAUUUUGUAAAAGAAAGUCCCCAUAAAAGAAAACGAAUUUGUUCUUUUCAUUGUUUCAUUUUUCAGAUGGACAAACAAAAUAAAUGUUCUUAUAUUUUGUCAGAAACUCAAAGGUCCAUAUUGCGACAAUCCCACUACAUCGUCACAAAAUGGUAAAUCAGUAAUAUUGAUUUACUUUUGCUAAUGCUAGUAGCAACUUGUGACAAUAAUUUGAUUGCGACACUGGUUUAGAAAGCGAUACCUCUUUUUAAAUAUCUUGUAGUUUCGGGACCCAAUACAGUUCAAAAAUGUUUUAUCAUUAAUUGACACGCUUACCAUGUAUUUUCUCUUUUAAGCAGCAUUGGUCCAUAACUAUAAGGAAAUGUUAGCAUUUGUAAACAGAAAACAUAACAAUGGAGAAAAAAGUUCAAGCUAUCGGAUGCAAACGCAAUCAUAUUCAUAACUCAGUAAUUUCCGUGUAUGGUUUUAACAUUAUUUUAUAUCAUUAAAUAAUAACAAACUACUUCUCGUUGAUACAAAAACAAUAUUUGAUAUUGAUAAAUAUUGAUAAACAACAGGAAUAUGUUUUCAAAGGCGAUUAACAUGUGCAAAAUAAGUAUCACCAUUCUACUGAUAAUUACAUUUGCAAUCAUCAAGACAAUUCGAUUAAUAUCAAAUUAAUCAACAUCAAAAUGCACU
Molecule: messenger RNA, 4367 nt
Organism: Pecten maximus
Lineage: Eukaryota; Metazoa; Mollusca; Bivalvia; Pectinida; Pectinidae
Biological process (GO): cell surface receptor protein tyrosine kinase signaling pathway
Cellular component (GO): cytoplasm
Source: RefSeq, a predicted model, not a curated record